CAACAAUUUCGCCAAACGCCUGGCGGAUCUGAAACUCAUCGAUCGUGUCACCGAGAGGAGGAUGAAAACCUACAAAGCGACAGCUCCCCGAAUAUACGGCGCCCCAAAAGCGCACAAGGAGGGACUACCACUGAGACCGGUGGUACCGUGCAUGACGUCACCGUCGUACACACUGUCGCAGUACGUAGGCAAGAUCAUCCAAAAAUCCAUCACCGGCAAGUAUGAUGCGACAGACUCGUUCACGUUCUGCGAAUACAUCAACAGUGUGCAGUUGCCGCCGGAUUACGUCCUGAUUUCCUUGGACGUCGUAUCGUUGUUCACCUGCAUCCCCAAAGACUUGGUAAUACGUGACGUCAUCAACAACUGGGAAAACAUCAAGCAACACACCGAUAUAAACCUGGACCUGUUCUUGGAGAUGACCGAAUUCUGCAUCGAUUGCAGCUACUUCCGGUUCAAGGGACAGUUUUACCAACAAGUCUUCGGCACAGCGAUGGGCAACCCAUUAUCACCCACCAUCGCGGAUCUAGUGAUGGAGACAUUGCUAGACAACGUCGUGACGAGAGUGAGCUUCCCGUUCCCAGUGUUGAAGAAGUAUGUGGACGACCUGAUGCUGGCAGUUCCCAAGGACAAGAUCGAAGAGGUGAGAACAAUUUUCAACAGCUACCAUGAGAAAAUUCAGUUCACGGUGGAAGUCGAACAAGAAGGGAAAAUUCCGUUUCUCGACUUGCUCUUGGUUCGACAGUCAGACCAAACGAUCAAAACAGAGUGGUAUAUUAAGCCGAUCGCCUCAGGGCGUUUCCUGAAUUACCACUCCGCCCACAGCACAAAACAGAAGGUGAACGUGGCGAACAAUUUCAUUCACCGCGUCAAGACCUUCUCUACCAACGUCGAACCAAGUGCAACACGUGACAUCAUUUUCACCCAACUAAAACGGAACGAUUACCCCACUGCAAUGAUAAACCGCCUCAUCGAUCGAUCGAGGGAACGACAGGUUAACACCACCAACGAUGACGUCACGAGCAGCGAGGAGAUGAUUUACCGAUCGAUGGUACAUGUAGGACAGCUAUCAGGAAACAUCCAAAAAGUCCUGAGGAAGGACUAUCCGAAUGUCACCAUCAGCUCGAAGAAUGCGAAAACUGUAGGAAAUCUUCUGCCUCCGGUAAAAGACGUUGUGGACAAGAACAGUAGAUCAAACGUGAUUUACAACAUCCCAUGUGCUAACUGCUCCGCGUGCUACGUAGGCAUGACAUCAAACAAACUGCAAACGAGGAUCUCCAGUCACCGCUCCUGUUCCAACCGGCUGGAAAACAUGUGGGACCAAGGGAAGACGACGGAGGACGUGGAGGUAGCGCAACUACGAGAACGAACAGCGCUGCUAGAUCACUCGGCUGCCAACCGCCAUGUCUUCGCUUUCGAUCGUACACGAAUCGUGGAUGCUAGUCUUAAGAAGCAAAACUUACACAUACUAGAAACAUGUCAUAUUAUAAACACACCGAACACAGUGAACAAGCGCACCGAUACAGACAAUCUGAGCAAUACGUACGCCGGCGUACUACACACUUUAAAAAAACAAUACACGAAGCCAGGCCGUCCAACAGGCAAACGAAUCGGUACAACAAGAGUUAACACAAUCAGAGUAAAAGUGGCGCCAAAACGGGCAACUGCAUCGCUGUUCUGCGACCCGGAUAGUUUUUCGGAUAUUUUUCGGAUAUUUUAUCCCAUCCAUCCGCCGGCGGCGGCAGACGAUACGUUACGUCUGGGACAAAUGUGGCCUAUGCUGUGGGCUCAUACUGACGACAAAACGGAGCAUAGUUAGUGAGUAGCAUAAACACAAACAUAAACACAACAUAAAUCGAACCAUUGUCCACAGAUUCCCAGAAGAAGGCGCAAUAUAGCGACCGAAACGUCGGAUGAAAGCUUAAAAAUCCGUUUUUGAGUUAUUCCUCCAAAGACUGAACGCCAUUCCCCUUCCAACAUUUG
Molecule: messenger RNA, 1980 nt
Organism: Aedes albopictus (Asian tiger mosquito)
Lineage: Eukaryota; Metazoa; Arthropoda; Insecta; Diptera; Culicidae
Exons: 2
Coding region: 62-1816 (584 amino acids)
Source: RefSeq, a predicted model, not a curated record